Aegilops tauschii subsp. strangulata is the source of this 651-nucleotide messenger RNA. The record is from RefSeq and is a predicted model, not a curated record. NCBI's taxonomy places the organism in Eukaryota, Viridiplantae, Streptophyta, Magnoliopsida, Poales, Poaceae.
AUGGGUCACUCGCCGAUCGCCGCGGGCGCCGGACGCGACCAUCUGAGCGACCUCGACGACGGCAUGAUCGGCCACAUCCUCUCCUUCCUCGACGCCAAGGAGGCCGCACGCGCCGCGGCGCUCUCGUCGCGAUGGCGCGACGUCUUCGCCAGCGUCCACACCGUCUCCCUGGAGCAGCCGGAACGGCCACUCUACGACUACGACGCCGACGGCGACGAUAGCUGGCACAAGCAAAACAUUGCGCGGCCCUUCGUCGCCACCGUCACCGACGCCCUCUUCGCCCGCAGUCGCCGCCCGGACCACGCCGCCGCGGCGGUGCCCCUGCGCGCGCUCCGCGUCUGUAUGGAUGGCGGCGCAAGUUACUUCAAGGUGGCCCGGUGGAUCUCGUACGCCCUAAGGUAUGCCGGCCCCGACCUCGAGCUCGACCUCCGCCUCGCCCGCGACCCCGUCUGCUGGGGCAUCGACUUCGACCCGCGCGAUUUCGGGCUCUUCCGGGAGGAUGCCAAUUUACCAGAUGAGAAUGAUGCCGUGGCCCAGAUGCCUCCUGACAUCGACCCGGUCGAUCCUAUCCUCGCCGCCGAUGCCUGCCGCUGCCGGCAGCCCAAACAAAUAUCACGCCCCCAGGGAGCAGCCUCCCGGUGUCAACGAUGA